Messenger RNA from Mugil cephalus (flathead mullet), 2592 nucleotides. Its product is annotated as tumor necrosis factor receptor superfamily member 5. Gene Ontology annotation, biological process: apoptotic process; positive regulation of interleukin-12 production; immune response-regulating cell surface receptor signaling pathway. Gene Ontology annotation, molecular function: antigen binding; CD154 receptor binding; transmembrane signaling receptor activity. The transcript is spliced from 8 exons. Gene Ontology annotation, cellular component: external side of plasma membrane; CD40 receptor complex; membrane. Bases 232 to 1173 code for a protein of 313 amino acids. Lineage: Eukaryota; Metazoa; Chordata; Actinopteri; Mugiliformes; Mugilidae. The record is from RefSeq and is a predicted model, not a curated record.
GAGAGACAAAGGGGAAAACAGCAAAUGAGGGUCACUGGGGUUUUCCACUGUGUAGGAUCAGAAAAGACAUGAGCAGUAGGUAAUUCAGCGUGAGGAGGGGAAACAAAUCUUUAGUCACAGCCAGCUCAGACGUCAGAUAGAGAGUGGAGACAGAAGAACGUCACACACAGAGACGACUUAAACUCUGAUAGUUUACACAAAGGCGGAGGACUAUAAUCGUAUGGGCUACAGAUGGCUGAGAUGAACUGCACCAGUAACCAGUACCUCAAAAACGGCAGAUGCUGUGAUCGCUGUCCUGCAGGGACAUACCUAAAAACUGAUUGCAAUGGCAAUAGGGGCACAGAGUGUGCCACAUGCCAGCCUGGGACCUACAUAGACACGAUCAAUUACUUGUCGAAUUGCCAUACCUGCAGACCGUGUCAUUCCAGUAACAACCUGGUGACAGUGAAAAACUGCACAGCUACACAGAACACAGUGUGUAAGUGUGAGACAGGUUUCUACUGUGUUAAUGAAGAGUGUGAACACUGCUUCCCAGUGAGUGGUUGCCCUCCUGGCUCCGGGGUCAAAUCUCAAGCCACUCGCACAACUAAUACAGUCUGUACUGAAUGUGGAAAUGGAACCUUCAGCAACGUCACAGAUUUCCACUCACCCUGCACAGCACAUACCAGAUGCGACCUUUAUGGGAGACAUGUGAAAACUGAGGGCACCUCAAUGACUGAUACCAUCUGUGGGAACUUCAAAUUCAAUUGUCACUGGAUGUUACCUGCAGGCCUGUGGUCAGGACUCGUGUUCACCUUACUCAUCGUGUUUGUUGUCCUCCUCCUCUGGAGGGUCAAACGCAAAUCAUACAAAGCAGUGAGCUCCAGCAUUCCUGUCAACUUGGUGGAGAUGGUCCCAGCGCCACCCGUCUGCCCCUCCGAGCAGUCCUCACACUGCCAAGAGACCUGCACCAUCAAUGACCUCAAAUUAACUCUUUUUGACCAAGAUGACACUCCAGUCAUAUCUGACAUAAAUCACAGCCUGAUCAGCAGGCUUCCCAAACCUCUACUGAAGGCUUCAGUUUCCUUUGUUGAAUCCAGUCACAUCAAUGGAAACUCGGGAUACUGCACUGGCAACUUCAUCCGGUCCCACUCAGAGCCACAGGAGGACGAGUGGUGGGGGACAACUGAUUAAAGAUUGCUUGUCCCUCUCCGGACUGGAGACACUGCAGCUAUUUUUGUGACCCUCGGACUGGAGCUAUUUAUUACUUUUUUUUUAAAAAAAAAAAAAGAAAAAGAUUUUCAGGUGAGUUGAGGUGAUGGUUUGCUGCCACCUUCAGGACUUUCAUGAGAACAGCAGCUCUUUACUUGAGUAAUUACUCUUGAUGUGAAUCAGUCUAAAUAAAGGAGCUUCACAAGUAAACUCAGCACUGUCUGCUCUGUAGCAACAGUUCAGUGCUGUCUGUAUUUUCUUACUGUCAGGAAAUCGUAAAUAGUAAAAUAUGUUAUACUUAUUCCUCUGCAGCAGACACCUCCACGCGUGGUCUAGUGGAGGGAGGCACAUUGACAUACUGGAUUACAUGUUUCUUUGCUAUCUUUCUGCCACCCCACUGCUGCUGUAUAUGUACUGUGAAUGCAUAAACAUUUGCAACAGAAAACCCGCAUCACUCAGCCAUAACAUAAUGACCACCUGGCUUUGACCCCUGGUGAAGUGAAUAACACUGGCUAUCUCAUUACGAAGGCACCUGUCAGACGGUGGGAUAUAUUUGGCAGCAGCUGAACAUUUUGUACCUCAAAGUUGACGUGUUAGAAGUAGGAAAAACGUGAGAGACUUUCACAAGGUUCAGACUAGUAUGACUAGACGACCGGUCCUGUGUUGUGUCUGCAUCGGUCAUUGCUUGUGAAAAGUGAUCCAACCAUAAGCACAUGGGCAUGCCUUAUGUGUAAGUACCAGGAUAGAGGAGUCAGUGGACCGUUCCAUCGUAAUCAGAUCAUAAAGGUUAAUCACUUCUGCAGUUCGUGGUUUUAAUGUUGUGGCUGAACCCAAGUGAAGCAGAAAAAAAGGACUUAAGCAGGGACAAGCUAGUGAAAUCAGAAAGCACUUAAUAGACGAAAUAAAUAGGUGUUGGAUUUUGUGGUGCUUGCUUUAAUGUAAACUGUCUUUUUUUUGUAAAUGUACUUUUAAAUUAUGUUUACUUUAACUUAUAUUGUCUCACCUUCAGUCAGCUAUUUAGGUUCAGAUAUGUACAUUUAGACCACAUUUAGAGUGAACUGUAAUGCAUUUUUUUUAUGAAUGGUUUUCAGUAUUUAUGAAAGUGUUUUGGGAUAUUUCCAUCUGAAACUUCCUAUGUUGUGAUGCAUUGAAGACACAGACAGAGGGAAACAUGUCAGAUGUGGGAACUGUUUAUAACAUUGUGAAGACAGUGCAAUAUGAGGAAGUUGGGAAUGUUUACAAAGCCAUUUUGCUCUUUUGCAAUCUUCUGUUCUUCUGUUAUUGCCACCAGGCCGGACACAGUAUGACAGUAUUUUCACAAACAUUGAGCCUUAUUCUGAUCCUUCAAAAUGAUAUUGAUUGUAAUAAAACUGCUACAGAUGUGGCUGUAUUAUUGUGACA